AUUUCUUUAAGCAGUCUAUCGAAGAUUGUCGACUGAUUAACAAGACGCGUGUAGAAUUUCGAGAAAAGAAAGGGAUAAUAUAAUACUUUUUAUCCUGAAACAAGAAUGGAACACACAAAGAAAAGAAAAUUUAUUGAUUUCAAUGUUGAUUAAAAAGGAAGACGUGACAGAGGAGAGUAAGGAGAGAGCGCAAUGGAAAAACGGAGUGGAAUUUCUUAUGUCCUGUGUGGCGUUCUCUGUCGGUCUUGGAAAUGUCUGGCGAUUUCCUUAUACGGCUUACGAGAACGGCGGCGGUGCUUUUCUCAUUCCUUAUAUAGUAGUACUCUUCAUCAUCGGCAAACCCUUUUAUUACAUGGAGAUGAUCCUUGGGCAAUUCACCAGCAGCUCCUGCGUCCAAAUCUGGUCCGUGUCGCCUUUAUUUCAAGGUAUUGGCUAUGGCGUAGUAAUAUCGGUAUUCUCCGUAAUUACUUAUUACUGCGGCCUUAUGGCUUUGACGCUCUACUACAUGGUGGCCAGUUGCCAGUCCGAACUUCCGUGGGCCUAUUGUUGGGAAGAAUGGGAUGACGCGUGCUUCAAUAGCUCAUCAACCGUUAUCGAACAUGUGAAAAACGGAACUAGAAGUUCCGCUGAUUUGUAUUUUAGAAAAGUCGUCCUUAAUGAAACAGGACUCGAGAAUGGACUCGGGUCACCUUCGUGGAAGUUGGUCCUGGCGUUGCUGAUCAGUUGGAUAUUCGUCUACGUCGUGAUCUGCAAGGGUGUGAAAAGUACCGGUAAAGCGGCUUACUUUCUGGCCCUUUUCCCGUACGUCAUCAUGAUCAGUCUUUUGGUUAGAGCGGUGACGCUGGACGGAGCGGUGGACGGCAUUAUCUUUCUCUUCAACCCCGUGUGGCACAAGAUUCUAGAACCAGCGGUUUGGUAUGCCGCCGUCACCCAAUCCUUUUUCUCUCUUGGCGUGUGCUUCGGCGCGGUGACCAUGUACUCCUCCUAUAACAGUUUCGAACACAAUACGUCCAGAGAUUGUACGAUUGUGACGACUCUGGAUCUUUGUACCAGUUUGAUGGCAGCCACGACUAUCUUUGGAAUUCUGGGUAAUCUCGCUCAUGAAAUGGGUACCGAUGACAUUAGCAGCGUCGUUCGCGCCGGAACAGGUCUAGCUUUCAUCUCUUAUCCAGAAGCUCUGGCGAAAUUCACCGUGGUGCCACAGUUUUUCGCCGUGCUCUUCUUUCUGAUGCUCUUCGUCUUAGGUAUAGGCACCACUGUUGCCUUCUGUAACGUUGUCGUCAGCGUUAUCAAGGAUCAAUUCCCGCAGCUUAAACAAUGGAAGAUUGCUGCUGGUGUUGCGAUCUCUGGUUUCCUAAUUGGCAUUGUUUAUUGCACGCCCGGUGGUCAAUACAUUCUUAAUCUGGUAGACUACUUUGGCGGCACUUUCAUUAUCGUAUUUUUAGCUUCCUUUGAAGUAAUUGCUAUUUCCUGGGUAUACGGAGUCGACAAUUUUUUGGACGACAUCGAAUUUAUGAUGGGACGACGGCCAUUCUUUUAUUGGAAAUUCUGUUGGUGUUACUUAACUCCUCUAUUUCUAUUCAUUAUUUUGAUUUAUUUCCUGAUCAAUUUAACACCGAUUACGUACAAUGAUGAAUAUUAUCCAACAUCUGCAUACGCUGCGGGUUGGACGCUUUUGGCUUUAGGGAUUCUCCCGUUGCCUUUACGAAUGAUUUAUGUCGGAAUUCAAAAUAAAGAUAAGACAUGGCUGAAUAUAAUUAAGCCGAACGUCGAUUGGGGUCCAAAAGAUCCAAAGAAAUACAAUGAAUGGAAAGACUUCAAACAAUCGAAAGAGAUAUCACGAAUGUGCGCGAUAAAAUCGAAAGUUAUAGCAAGACUAUUUGGCAAUAAUUGACAAUUGCAAUUAUAAAACAAUAUUAAAGCAGUAUUAAACAGAUAAUCAGAGUGUUAUAUUACACUAUAAAUCAUAAUAACUGUAUAUAGUGAUCGAGUAAAACAAUUUCAAAAUAAUAUCGCAGCUCUUUAUCGCGAAUUGCGUUAUACAUAGUGUAACAAGCAUUAAUUAUAAUAGUUAUACCAUAGUGUUACAAGCAUUAAUUAUAAUAGUUAAAUAUAAUUAAAUAAUACAUUAAAUUUUAUACGAAAAGGCUUAAUGAAAUCAUUGACAUAUUAGUUGUUUAACUGCACUAAUAGCGAUCCUGCGAGAGGGAGGAGAGAGAUUUGUUACAAAUUCUUCCUUCCAAAUAAAAAAAAAAUCAAUUUUGCUGA
Messenger RNA from Nylanderia fulva, 2268 nucleotides. RefSeq names its product sodium-dependent nutrient amino acid transporter 1. Gene Ontology annotation, cellular component: plasma membrane. Gene Ontology annotation, molecular function: L-amino acid transmembrane transporter activity; amino acid:sodium symporter activity. Lineage: Eukaryota; Metazoa; Arthropoda; Insecta; Hymenoptera; Formicidae. The record is from RefSeq and is a predicted model, not a curated record. Gene Ontology annotation, biological process: sodium ion transmembrane transport; nitrogen compound transport; amino acid import across plasma membrane.